Ostrea edulis (European flat oyster) is the source of this 2663-nucleotide messenger RNA. RefSeq lists its product as uncharacterized. The coding region runs from base 27 to 2246 and encodes 739 amino acids. NCBI's taxonomy places the organism in Eukaryota, Metazoa, Mollusca, Bivalvia, Ostreida, Ostreidae. The record is from RefSeq and is a predicted model, not a curated record. The transcript has 12 exons.
AUGUACAUGCAUGCAUCUAUCCAUCCAUGACAAGAACGAACAGACCCAUUACCGGAUUAUCUGACAUCAUACCCGAAGACUGCAUAUUAAUGAUUUUAAACAAUCCAAAUGACUUCAUUUUAGAAUUCCAAUCGUCACAGAACACAAUGUGGCUGAGGAUCGUCUCCCUGGUAGUUGUAUACGUGGUAAACAUUAGAACAUUUGAACCGGGAAGUUGUCCAGCGUCUCAAGACACUGUAUUGCGUGUUCCGUCGUGCCCCAGAAACAGAGAAGAAUGGAAACAGAGAUCCGAUGCAAAGAAAUGUUCUCUUGUUCGGCAAAAUUGCAUAGACCCCAGCAAAUUUGUUUACCACUGUGUCAUAAAUAGUUAUGUCAACGAAACCUUAGAAGUGUGUGCUCCAGCAAAACAAGUAAUAGAGCACAGAUGUGUUGAAUAUAAUGUACGCGGUAGGUUGGUUCAGGAGAGCCCCUACGUGAAGUGCAGUAAUUCAAAUGUCUCAUGCCCGUUCUCCUACGCAUCUACCGAUGUUUAUAAAUAUCAACAAUGUUUCCAGGCAAUAAAAUCUUCAAAAAGAAAAUCACAAAUUCUACACGAGUAUUUGACAAUGGAUUCUAACAGAUCAAGUUGUGACGAGGAGAGCCUUGAUAAGAGCAAAGAAAGGAACUGGCAGAUAGUUGCUGUAGUUAUGAUUAUAAUCAACGUUGCACUGUUUGGGGCAACUUUGUGGAUGAUGAUUUCGAAACGGAAAACAAUGAGAUGUUGCAAAGCUGAAAAAAGAAAGAUUGAAGAAUCGGAAAGGCAACCGUUAACUGGAAAUCAUCACGAUGGCGAUGGAGAAAAUCAGAUGAGGAACAAAGACACUGAUGAUGAGGGAGAAACGGAAACAAAAAUGGAGAGCGGCAUUGUCACUGAAAAAAGAAAGAUUGAAGAAUCGGAAAGGCAACCGUUAACUGGAAAUCAUCACGAUGGCGAUGGAGAAAAUCAGAUGAGGAACAAAGACAAAUUUUACGUGGCAGCCAUAGACAUUGGCGACAGAUGUUGCAACAUGGCUCUCUGCUGUUCAGAUUCACCUACGGUUGUGAAGACCUUAGGAAAAUGGGAUAGAAUAUGUCUACUUCUGGAUGAAAAGGGAGAAUUCAAAGCUUUUGGCAAGGACGCAAUCCAAAGCUACAAGAAAGAAGAAAACGACAAAUGCAAAUUGUUUUACGAUUUCAAGUUGAGUCAAGUUCCAAAAAAAGAAAACGGAAAGGUGUACAUUGCAAUGGUAUCACAGCUUCUUAAUCGGAUGUGGAAUGAAUUAAGCAGAUUAGAUGUCAAAGUACAGCAUUUUGUCUUCAUUGUUCCAACAUACUGGGAUGACGGUAGCAUAGAAAAAUUGCGAAAAUGGAGCUCCUCGAAAGUCAUGAAGAUUUUGGAGAUUGACAAUGAAAAGUUUUGGGUCAUUCGAAGAGACAAAUCAAUAUCUCCUAUUAUACAUGAAGUAAAUGCAAGAGUGCUCAGUCUGAAUUUUAACGUAGAUAACUUGGUGUUGAAGUCUGACAUGACAGGAAAAUGUGGUAGUUAUGCCAUUCUUCAUAUCGGUUCAAGUUAUUGUGAUCUUACAUUUUGGAGCAAAGGUGAGGGUAGAAAUGCCGAUUAUAAAAAACAUUUUUGGAAUGUGCCACCACACGAACACAUGCUGAGGGAACUAGGGAUAAAGAUAUGCGGGAAGACUGGGAAGGAAUUGGACAGUUGGAAGAAAGAACAUGAAAGGGAUUACAUUUCUUUUUUAUCCGAUUUUGAAGAUCUUCAAAAUAAAAUGAAUGCAAACGCAGACGACAAAAAGUUUGUUUUUGAAGCAACUAUUCCAGAUAGUUUACGUACAUUUCUACGUGGAACUACCAGUGAGAAUAUCAAUCGCCACACUAAUGAAAUCCGUGGAAUCACAACCAUAGACAGUGGAUGUAAGAUUGAUAUUAAGCAUAAGUUCUUUGAAGAUUGCUUCGCGUCGAUCAAAAAAAAAGUAUGGGAGGAGAUAGAAGAUGCUGGUGAAGCUUUAGGAAAAGUUAAUUGUGUAGUAAUGACCGGUACUUACUCACAUAUGGAAUUAGUGCGACGGGAAGCUGAAGAGAAGUGGUUUAAAGACAAGCCAAUAACAGUUGUUAUUCCAGAAAAUACGCAAGUCUUUGCCAUGGGAGGAGCAUACUAUGUUUACAGCAAGGUAAAGAAUCAACUUCACCAUCUGAGUGAAAAGCACAAUGAUUGAGUUGCGUAAAAGAUAUCAUUCGGAAAUAUAAUUUUCUGCUUGAAAACCCAGAACAUGUUCGUUUGUUGUUUUACUACAGUGUAUGCAAAACGUUUGAAUUUCAUUUCUUUAUUCCACAUUUCCUCAAUAGAUGCAUAUUUUAAAAGGAGCAUAUAUUGUAUAUGUCUAUGACACAUAUUGUUUUUAUUUAACCAUUUUGCAGAUCAUACGUAUAAUUUGAUAUUUCAAAAACAAUGUCACUUGAUCAUCCACAGUAUUUUGCUUCAUGUUUGUUUUUAUCUCGCAAUGUAUUCAUAGUUUUUGGAUCAACCCUUGAGGUGUUGUCAAAUUAACUGUUUCAUAUCAUAAUCAUGUUGGAAUGUAAUCAUUAUUAGUACUUAGAAUUUUUUUUAUUUUAUUAAGAGUACUUAUCCCUGG